Messenger RNA from Wallemia mellicola CBS 633.66, 3986 nucleotides. RefSeq lists its product as hypothetical. The record is from RefSeq and is a predicted model, not a curated record. Lineage: Eukaryota; Fungi; Basidiomycota; Wallemiomycetes; Wallemiales; Wallemiaceae. Gene Ontology annotation, biological process: N-terminal peptidyl-methionine acetylation. Bases 1640 to 3955 code for a protein of 771 amino acids. Gene Ontology annotation, cellular component: NatC complex. The transcript has 15 exons.
UCUAUUAAAUCAACAUCCAUAUUAAGAAAGGAACUAUUACAUGUAAUUAUGACUUAUUAUGUAUUUCUAUAUCUCCAUUUUGUUCACUCAAUUCGCUGCAUCUAAGCGCACCGAUAGACAUUUAAUCUAUGCGAUUACCCAAGUCUGACAACCACAUAACGAAGAACCACACGAGCGCACCAGAAAUGAAGAAGAUUGACAUGCAAACACCGAUAAUGAGGAAGAAGAAGCUUCCACGGAACUUGGUCUGCGCUUGCUGUUGAGUCAGGAUCGAAGCUACCAUCUUUGGCGAUUCUCGCAGCUUUCUCUGCAUCGUUGCGUUCACUGACGAGCUUCUCUUGUUCAGCAAAGGUGAUAUAUCUCUUGUCUGAUUUCUUUAUGUCAAUAUGUCCCGCUACAAACUGCAAGAGACUUGGGAAACGACGUUCAGUCCAUUGUUCAAUUCUCGACAACGCAACAGAAAGCUUGAUAAAGUUAGGAUCAGCAGGAGACAACUUCUCGUGUAUUUUUCUAGAGUAGAAGACGAAUUUUUCAGCUACGUCUCUUGGAUUUCUGAUUGUCAUAAGAAUUUUGACUGCAGCGGCUUUGCGUAUUUUAACAUUUUUGUGCAAGAUAUCUGGGUUCAUAAAGCACGCUUCGAGGGUUGCGAUAGCGUGUACUUGAGGUAUAGCGGCAAAGUUGAAAACUGAUUGGUUCUUAAGCAAAGCGAGGUAAUCUAAUACAUCAGGAGCAUGUCUGAGAGCGUCAAGAACCAUUGAGGAGAUAACCCAUAAGGCUUUCUCUUCGUUACCUGGCUCUUUUAAGUCAGCACGGCUGUUGAACCCUUGCUGCUUGACUAAUGACAUUGGCCAGAAUUCCCUGCCGAGGUCCACAUCUUCGCGGUAGUCCCUAAGGAUGUUUGUCUUCUGCAAGAACAAUCCCAUACUAUUUGAUAAUUCCAAUUGGUCAGCAAUGAAUGGCUUCUCAAGCUUAGUUGCUGCAAAUAAUCCUGAUAAACCCUCACCAACAAGGCCAGCGACGAAAUGACAGUAUAAAUCAAAGUCUUUGAUAUCUUCGACACCAGAUUGACCACGUUCGGCGGCAGCGCAAUAGUCAGCCAUACCAUUACCCAUUUUCUUGGUGAUGUCAGCUAUGACCUUCUUGCAUUCAUCAUCCAAGAGCAAGAAUUCAUCAAUAACAGCGUGGAAUUUAACUAAGAGGUGUCUAUCCUUCUCUUCUGGACCAGAUUCGGUGAAAUUCCAGCCUGGCUCGUAGAGUUUCUGAUGAAAUGAUCUCAAAAUAGGCUCCUUUACGUCGAGUGGUAUGGUCAUGUCGUCUUCAACUGUAUCCAAACCGCGAAGGACGAGGUAGAAGAUACAAAUGACUCUAGCCAAGACGCUAUCUAACUCUUUGAUUACAGGUGCAAAUGAUCGUGAAGUCUUAUCGAGGAAAUCCCAGCAAGUCCUCAUAGAUUCUCUAUCGAACCCAGUCGUUGCGUGUUCUUCUGGGCUGGUAAUGUCUCUUUUUGGUUCAUACCAGAUUUUGUACUGAAGUAGUGUACGGAAUUCGAGUGGAUGGGUUAACGCGAGUUUCUAUAUAUCUAUUAGACUGCGGGUUAAUUAUAAAGCGCAGAGAACUCACAACUAAAUCCGUUGCCGACAUGGCUGUUUAUGCUCAACUUCUGUCUGCCAGCGCGGGGUCAGAUGAUCUGAUUUUGGAUAUAUUUUUAAUUAUUAUUUAUUCUUUAAAUCUCAGUACUUUUAUACAAAUAGCAUCUCUCUAUGUUCUUGACUUGGUUGCCUCUGUGUUGACUAUCUGGUAUCAAUCACCUUCACUUGCUACACUAAUGGACUCAAAUGAAUUUAAUGAUAUAACUGAUGAAAUUUAUACGCCAACGGAGAAUCUCCGUUUGGGUGAAAUGAUCUACUCGCCUGGCUUCACUUUACUAGACGCAAUGAGCGCGAUACAUAUCGGUGAUCCUCGUAUGGAUUCCUUCCUCUCAUCAGAUAAAGACAUCCCAGAGUCAUUCAACCCUCAACAGAAACUAAGCCUAGAAGAAAUAACAUACAUUAUUGACAGGACAACAGCACUCGAAUUGUCUUUCUACUCUGGAUCCCACCUCAUCCAAUCGUCAUACACAUCACUCUAUCUUCACAAAAUACGCUCUUUGUCGCUGGAUUUUCUCAAGUUACAGUCCUUAUCACUCCAAGAUGGUCCUAACUAUGAAUGGGAAUGGUUAGGAUUGGUACUGAGAUCAGCUCUCGUUGGCAGUUUGAAGUGCAUCCAUUACGUAUGGACUGAACUAGUCAAAGGUGUUCUUUACGAUAUAGAGGAUUUCAACUCAGAUAAAGCCAAUUUAUCACCUGGUGAACUCUACGAAGACGAGUCUGUCUCCUUCUGGUUGAAAGAGGCUAUUGAAUGGAUAAACAAAAAGAUAGAAGGUGGUCAAGCUGACACACUCAUAACUGGUUUGAGGGAUAGAUUAAAACUCAGACUUGAAUUAUUAUCAUUAUACAACCCUAAUAUAACGAACUGUCCGGUAGUAACGCAACAAGGGGCAGACAAUGUGUCUCUCGCUUCCAUAAACACUGCAUUGGGGUUAAUUCCAGCUAUUAACGCAUGUCCAGCCCCAUCAGUAACCGCAAAGCGAGCAUUCUAUGCAGAUAUUUCAAAGUAUCUGCCAAAUAUGGCGCCCUUACCUCCACUAGAUGAGUCACUAUUGCAAAUUGAGGGAACAAACGUCUGGGAAGGCUUCCGACCAUCCUUGGAAAGUAUGAAGGAUAUAAACAAAGCAAUAUGUAACCAGGAUCCAUUGGAAUGGAUCAACUGGACUUCUUUCAAAUCAAUCAUAACACCAGAAAAUAAGACACUUCCAGCAUAUGUUCGAAACCUAGUUCUCUCGCGCUUUAUUACAGAUGAAAACUUGAUCUUCGACCAGCAUUCUAUUGAAUGGAUAACAGACAAGCUUCUUGAAGAUACAAUAGGUCUACCAUUUGGUAUGGUGGGAUUGAUAGGUCAAUUUAAUAGAACCACCUUGACCGUUGUGCGCCAUUCCGAGAUGUCAAUCGGGUUGGCAUUCCAACUUUGGUCCCAGAGGUUAGCUGGUUUCUACGUCAAUCUUCUCACUACGUAUUGUCAUAAUCGAUCAAGACAGAAGCGCAAUAUACCAAAAAGCAUUAAGCAAUUUCAAGAAUUGUAUGAAGAGGCAUUAACAUUCAUCGAGCAAUCUGCAGAAUCUGUCGAGACAUUAUCACCUACGCUUUCUUCGCUGGUUCGACAAAUUCCGUUCGUUAUCAGGUCAUUCAUCCUCAGCUUAAACAUAGAAGCCCUUUUGGUGUCCACCGAACUUGAAUUGCUUGACAGUGAGCAUGAUUGGACUAUCAUAUACUGGCAGUUGAGAAGAGUAGCCUAUAUCUGGCAACAAGAGCUCUAUGAUGCGCGAUCAAAACUGAAUGCUCUUCCUGUAGAUGAACGAGUGGGAUUCACUGAUAAUCUCAAACGUAACGCUGAAGAAUGGAUGAAAGAACGCACUAAAUACGCCAACCUUAUCGAACUCCUAUCGAAAGCCACUUUAAACUCCUUCUUUAUCCAUAAACUACCUGAAUCAUUGAUGACACAACCAGAACGCCAAGCACGCUUUGAGAGGCGCUUGAAAUGGUGUAUGAGAGGUAACAUUGACAGUGAUGGUAGUCUAGAAACAGAUCCUAAGUAUACACAGUACGAGAUUGAUCUGAAUGAUCUACAGAAAUCAGCAGUACCAGAAGAAACACUUAGCUACUACAAGUCAUCUGUCGAGAGGAUAGACGAACUAUUAGAGUUAGACGUCCAUAAAGUCAAGUGUUCACUGUCGAAAGACAAGCGCUAUAAUUUACUCCAAUCUCUCCGUCAGAUCUGCGAGGUUAACAUUAGUAAUUUUAGCAACACAUCAGCAGCAUGGUCGAACGAUAUCCACCCAUGGUAUCCUAAUAUAUCUUAAACCAUGCAUUAAUUUAAAACUUCUAUACAUC